CUUGUGAAACUCAUUGAAUUACUCAAUCACAUACCAUACCUGAACCUAUAAAUGUUAACCAAACUCAAAUUCAAAUCCCACCACCAUCAUCCAAAUGAAGAACACAAUGACCAACACAUUUCUAUUUUCCCUCCUUAUUCUACUCCAACUCACAUUCUCCUCCGCACAAACCACCGUAGUCAAAGGCGGAUACUGGUAUUCCGACGCCGGCCUCGCCGCUUCCGACAUCGACUCCACACUCUUCACCCACCUCUUCUGCGCAUUCGCAGACCUCGACACCACCACAAACCAGCUCACAAUCUCAUCCUCCAACGCACAACCCUUCUCCACCUUCACCGAAACCGUUCAGCAGAACAAUCCCUCAGUCAAAACCCUCCUCUCCAUCGGCGGCGGCGGCGGUUCUUCCUUAGCACAAACCUUCUCCACAAUGGCAAACCAAUCCAGCACCCGCAAAACCUUCAUAGAUUCCUCAAUUCAAAUCGCAAGAGCAAACAACUUCCACGGCCUCGAUCUCGAUUGGGAGUACCCUAACUCCGACGCCGACAAAACAAAUUAUGCUUCACUCAUCACAGAAUGGCGAGAAGCGGUUAAAGAAGAAUCCAGAACCUCAGGGUUACCGGAGUUGCUGUUAACCGCCGCGGUGGCCGGAUCUGACCAGAUUUCAUUGCUGGAAAACUACCCUGUUCAAGAAAUUUCACAAAACCUGGAUUGGGUUAACGCUAUGGUUUACGACCUUUUCAUACCGGAGGGGUACCCAACGGAAACGCAACCACCGGCGCCGUUGAAGAAUCCGAUAGGUCAAUUCAGCGGAGAUCAGGGGAUUUCGAAAUGGGUUGAACUGGGGCUUUCUGAGAGCAAAUUGGCGAUUGGGUUGCCGUUUUACGGUUACUCGUGGCGGUUGGUGAGCGGUGAUGAGCAUGGGUUGUUUGCGGCGGCGAAUGGCGCGGCGGAUUCUGGUGGCGGUGCGAUUGGGUAUGGGGAUAUAGUUAGGGAUUAUGUGAAUAAGGGGGCGCAGAGGGUGUAUAAUUCAACGUUUGUGACGGAUUAUUGUUAUUCUGGGACGACUUGGAUUGGUUAUGAUGAUACUCAGAGUGUGACUGCGAAGGUGGAUUAUGCUAAGGAGAGAGGGUUGGUUGGGUAUUUUGCUUGGCAACUUGGGGGUGAUGAUGAUAGUUGGACACUUUCUAAAGCUGCUUCUAAUGCAUGGGGAGCAUAAGAACGAAGGUGAAAUGAAGACUCAGCACAUAUGUUGAGGCUAUUAUAUAUGGGAUAUACAUCAUUGGUUUACUUUGUAAUAAUUAAUUAAUAAUGAGGCACAAAUGUUUGUGUUUCAAGUUGUAUGUGUAUACAAGAUAGAUGUUAUACGAAUUUUAUAAUAUUUUAUAAUUAUAAGGAGAAUUUAAUAGAUA
Molecule: messenger RNA, 1409 nt
Organism: Lotus japonicus
Lineage: Eukaryota; Viridiplantae; Streptophyta; Magnoliopsida; Fabales; Fabaceae
Product: class V chitinase-like
Exons: 2
Coding region: 95-1216 (373 amino acids)
Biological process (GO): chitin catabolic process; carbohydrate metabolic process
Cellular component (GO): extracellular region
Molecular function (GO): chitinase activity; chitin binding
Source: RefSeq, a predicted model, not a curated record